Molecule: messenger RNA, 1518 nt
Organism: Neurospora tetrasperma FGSC 2508
Lineage: Eukaryota; Fungi; Ascomycota; Sordariomycetes; Sordariales; Sordariaceae
Exons: 3
Coding region: 1-1518 (505 amino acids)
Molecular function (GO): protein binding
Source: RefSeq, a predicted model, not a curated record
AUGGCCUGGCUCACCCGCGCCCUUCUCCUUGGACUAUUUGCUCAACUCGCCAUCUCAAAGACGAGCAACAAGGACGAACCACAGCCAGCUCCCGUACCCAACGCCAAAGACGGCAAGAACCUCACCAACGAACAAAUGGACAAGUCCCAAGUCGUCUACACCUCCAACACCACCUUCUCGGAUUCCAACAGUAUCCCACCCACCAACGGGUGGUGGUCCUCCAACAUUUGCUCCCAACAAACCUACUGCAUCUACACCAAUCUUGGUCUGGGCCACGGGCGAGGCAUCGUGUUGCUCACCAAAUAUGCCGAUUUUCAGAAUAUUGCGCGGUUAGAUCAACAUCUCGAUGAAGCCGAGGACCGGAUCGAGGCUUUCACUACCAGGACCACCACUCCAGAAAGAGCGGAAGCAACCGGAGCAAAAGGGAAAGAAGACAGACAACGAGAAGAAGAAAAGCCCUUUUCAGAAAGUUUCAUCCUCUCCAAAGGCCCCGGACUAACCGCCACCAUUCCCCUUCGGCGCGGCAAGCCCUUGAUGAGCGCCGCCCCAGCGCUCUUAGUCCACAAGGACUUCUUCGCCGAUAUCUGGCGCAAAUCCGAGCGAAACAAGUUACUCGAGAAAGCCGUCUCCUUCCUCCCUCCCGCAACGCGUGAAGCCUUUGACAAACAACGCACCACCCUCCUCUCCCCAGACCAAAAAGAAAGAACCAUCGAGCAAAUCCUCCUCGCCUCCCCCUUUGAAAUCGACCUCGGUUCCAAUUCCUACACCCCUCUCGGCCAAGAAUCACUGCAAGCCAACCACUCAAAGCACUACAUCAACUACCCAUCCAUGUCCCUCUUCACGCACUCCUGCCGACCUAAUAUCGCAUUCCACAUCGACAGGACCUUAGCUCUGCGGACGACCGUUGCUCGCAAAGUUGCUCCCGGGGAGGAAUUAUCCAUCGCUUAUAUCGACCCCUUGCUUCCGCGCAAAGAAAGGCAAGAGUGGGUAGGGAAGUACCGUCCCUCCUCCUCCUCCUCCCCUUCCCCAUCUCCAUCCCCCUAUUGCCCGUGCCCCUCUUGCACAGGCCAUUCCCCCUCUCUCUCCAAACCCCACGGCAACCCCCACCCCUCCUCCCCCAUGAGUCCCUCCCAAGAACUUUCCACCUCCUCCGCCCGCCUCGCCUCCCUACACCGCAUCCGCUCCUUACUCCGCAACCACGACUCCCCCGCCGUACCUCCAGAAACAAUCGAGUACUUCCUCAAGCUACACCUCGAAGAAGGACUGGAGAGUAAAAUGGCGGAAGCGUACGAGUUGGCUGCCACCAACUAUAAUUACCUCGGACAAGAAGACGACAAAAAAGCAAAGAAGUAUGCCGAGUUGGCGGUGCAAGCGGCUAGGAUUGAACACGGAAAAGAUGCGAAUGAGGUGGUGGCUAUGAGGAUUAUGGCGGGGGAUGUGAGGGGGCAUUGGAGUUGGGGGUAUAAGGUUCGAGGCGUGGAGUGUGCCAAGUCCCCGCGUGGCCAAGCGUUUGACUGA